Labrus mixtus (cuckoo wrasse) is the source of this 7781-nucleotide messenger RNA. RefSeq names its product protocadherin 1a (gene pcdh1a). Bases 616 to 4191 code for a protein of 1191 amino acids. Gene Ontology annotation, molecular function: calcium ion binding. Lineage: Eukaryota; Metazoa; Chordata; Actinopteri; Labriformes; Labridae. The record is from RefSeq and is a predicted model, not a curated record. The transcript is spliced from 5 exons. Gene Ontology annotation, cellular component: plasma membrane. Gene Ontology annotation, biological process: homophilic cell-cell adhesion.
GCAACUAACCUAUCCACAGUGUCUCACCACUUGCUCUCUGGAAAUGCUUCAGAUGGGCUCCUUGUUCUAGGACCGCUUAGCUUUCUCGUUUUACCUCACAAAAAUGACAUCUGUGUUGCAGUUUUCCAGACACCCAGUGCGUCCGUAGAGUCCGCUCUCGGCUAUACUUAUACCAAGGGGAAGCGCACGAGAAAACUUGGACCGAGGGGAUGCGCCAACGAGUGCACAUCUUGGCAGGGAUCAGUUCUUGAGGAUUGGAAAUGGCUCAGAGGAGGCUUUCCCCGCGGAUCGAGACUUUUCUGUCUUAAAAUAAUCAAACUCAAACCACUCAUAACUUCAUUUUUUUCCCCUCCUACGGACAAGACAUCCGCGUCUCUUCUUCCAAGAUUGCAGAACGACGGUGGACACGUUCGCCUGAAAUUUGACACGGAAAGUUGCAAAUGCUGUGAAUGGAUUUUUGUGGCUGCUGAAGUUAAUUUUCAUGUGGGCACUGUGGCGGAGGUUUGAGGGUUAGACACCUGCCUCUGGGAUCACCGGUGGACACGUCAGCUGCGGACGGAUUGGCUUGCGCGCAUUAGAGAAGUCUCUGGAUCAGGCAGAUCUUCUGAUGACCCAAUGGAACUGAAUUUACAACAAGUGCUGUUUUGGAUCCUGGUGCUGCACUGUGGUUCUGCUGAAGGCGGCAUCCUGUACCGGGUCCAGGAGGAGCAGCCUCCAAACACCCUCAUUGGUAGCCUGGCAGCAGACCAGGGCCUCCCAGAUUCUGGUCAUCUAUACAAGCUGGAGGUGGGUGCCCCUUACCUUCGCGUCGAUGGAAAGACUGGAGACAUCUUCACCACUGAAAUCCCCAUAGACAGAGAGACACUGAGGGACUGUCGAACCCUGGCAAAGGGUAGGCCCUGCUACCUGGAAUUUGAGGUAUCCGUGACAGAUCUGAUACAAAACCAGAGCCCACGACUCAUUGAAGGACGCAUCGAGGUCCAAGACAUCAAUGACAACACGCCGCAGUUUCCCUCUUCUGUGCUCACCAUCUCUGUCCCUGAAAACACGAUCAUGGGGGCACUGUUCUCCAUACCUCUUGCUACAGACAGAGACUCAGACAGGAAUGGUGUGGCAGAUUAUGCUCUGACUGCGGGACCAGAUGCUGCAACUCUAUUUGGCUUACAGGUGGCUGACGACAGGGGGGGAAAGCUCCCGCAGCUCAUCGUCCUGGGCAACCUAGAUCGUGAAUUAAAGGAUUCCUAUGAUCUCACCAUCAAGGCAGUAGACGGAGGAAACCCUCAGCGCUACAGCAGUGCUUUGCUGAGGGUGGUUGUCACUGAUGCCAAUGACAACUCCCCCAAGUUCGAAAAGUCAACGUAUGAGGCAGAAGUGUCUGAAAACAGUCCAGUGGGGCACUCUGUGUUGCAGGUCAAAGCCAAUGAUUCUGACAUGGGCCCGAAUGGAGAAAUUGAAUACACCCUUCACCAAGCAGUAGACCCAGUACCAAAACUGUUACGGAUUGAUCGCUCAACUGGCAUUAUAUAUGUCAAAGGACCACUGGACAGGGAAGAAAUCAACAGCUUGUCCUUCUAUGUGGUGGCGAGGGAUAAGGGUCCUCAACCUAAAAGCUCUAAGACUUUUGUAACUAUUGAGGUGACUGACCAAAAUGACAAUGCGCCAGCUGUAGAGAUUCGUGGGAUUGGCCUUGUGACACACAGUGAAGGAGUGGCCAACAUCUCAGAGGACAUGCCCGUGGGAACAGCUGUUGCUUUGGUGCAAGUGUCCGACAAGGAUGAGGGAGAGAACGCUGUGGUCACUUGUGUAGUGGCGGGAGAUGUGCCCUUCCAGCUCCGUCCUGCCAGCGACUCAUCCAGUGACAACAAGAGGAAGUAUUUCCUGCAGACCACCACUCCUCUCGACUAUGAAAGGGUUAGAGAUUACCGAGUAGAGAUUGUGGCUGUAGAUUCUGGAAAUCCAGCACUAUCUAGUACAAAUUCUUUGAAGGUGCAGGUGACUGAUGUGAACGAUAACUCUCCAGUGUUCUCCCCGACAUUGUUUGAGGUAGAUUUUGCUGAAGAAAACCAACCAGGCGAAAAGGUCUUGGAUGUUAUAGCUUCAGAUGCUGACAGUGGCACCAAUGCAGAACUCCUGUAUAACAUUGUGGCAGACUCAUCAAUCAAAGGUCUGUUUGAAAUUGACCCGAAUACCGGGGAAGUAAGGGCCAGAAGCCCCCUUGACCGAGAGCAUAAAGAACGCUAUGAGUUCCGUGUCACGGCAGCAGAUAAAGGGUCACCAGUUCAUAAAGGAACCGCAACUGUUGUUAUUAAAGUCCUUGACCGGAAUGACAACGACCCAAAGUUCAUGCUUAGUGGCUAUAGCUUUUCAGUGUUGGAAAACAUGCCUCCCCUCAGUCCAGUCGGCAUGGUGACAGUUCUGGAUGUGGACAAAGGUGAGAAUGCUUAUGUUCAUCUGGCUGUUGAGCCUGAUGGAGGGAAGUUUGUCGUUCAAAAUGGCACAGGCACCAUACUCUCAAGCAUCUCAUUUGACAGGGAGAAAGAAAGCAGCUACACGUUCCGUCUAAAGGCAGUGGAUAGAGGGGAACCACCAAGGUCUUCAUAUGUUGGCGUCACUAUCAAUGUACUGGAUGAGAAUGACAAUGACCCUGUGGUCACCAAGCCCUCCAAUUCCUCCUACAGGCGCCUGUCACCUCUAGCUUCCCCUGACAGCCAUGUUGAGAUUGUGGAAGCUGAAGACCUGGAUAGUGGGCCUAAUGCAGAGCUAGUCUUCAGUAUUGCUGGUGGGAAUCCUUACCAAUUAUUCCGCAUCUCACCAUCUAGCGGGGAGAUCACUCUAGCAAAAGAGAUGACCCGAAAACACGGUGGGCUACAUCGCUUGGUGGUGAGAGUUAGUGACAGGGGGAAGCCUGCACGUCAUGCCACUGCCCUGGUCCACAUCUACGUCAAUGAAACCAUUUCAAAUGUCAGCUUGGUGGAAGCUCUAGUUGGACACAGUCUUUACACUCCACUGGACAGGGACAUUGCUGGUGAUCCUGACAAUGGAUUUGCUGCACAGCGUAGCAACAUUUUGUUUGGAAGCCUUGCCGGUGUGGCGGGUGUUGUCAUGUUGAUCUUGGUGGUGGUAUUUAUUCGACACCGCAUCCAGAGGGAAACAAAGAGUGGUUAUCAGGCUGGCAAGAAGGAAACAAAGGACUUAUAUGCACCCAAACAGGCUCCAAAGAAUGCCAAAGGCAAACGAGGAAGGAAAGGGAAACCCCAAAAGUCCCCAAAACCACUUGGGGAAGAGGAGGAAGUCAGUCUUCAAAAGAGCCUCAAGUUCAAUCUUGAUGGAGUCAACGAUAGCCCCAGGAUACAUCUGCCCUUAACAUAUUCGCCAGGAAGUCCUGAUAUAGGCAGGCACUACCGCUCCAACUCCCCCUUACCUUCCAUCCAGCUACAGGCCCAAUCUCCCUCAGCCUCACAGAAACAUCAGGCUGUUCAGGACCUUCCUGCUGCCAACACCUUUGUAGGAACAGGGGGAGAUGACAAUUCUACCGGCUCAGACCAGUACUCAGAUUACAGCUACAAGACCAGCCAACCCAAGUACAACAACAAACAGCACACCCAUCGACGAGUGACCUUUUCCACCGCCAACCCGGUGCAGGACCUGCAGGAUGCCUCUCAGCACAGCUACUAUGACAGCGGCUUGGAGGAAUCGGAGACUCCCAGCAGUAAGUCAUCGUCUGGCCCUCGCAUCGGACCCCUGACCCUGCCUGAGGACCACUAUGAGAGGACCACUCCAGAUGGCAGCAUUGGAGAGACUGAGCACCCUGAAAAUGAUAUUCGCUCCCUCCCUGAUGUGGCGAUGACCGGAAACUGUACCAACGAGUGCAGCGAAUUGGGCCACUCAGACGCCUGCUGGAUGCCCGGGCAUCCCUCCCCCGUACGCAAGACCAGGAAUCCCCCGAAACUCUCCACCUUCGUGCCUUACCAGGAGAGAGGGAGCUUGGGACGCCUGGCCAAUGGGAGUGCCAGGCUGGUCGGCGAGGAGCAGCACCGCUCGCGCCUACCGCCCUCUCGCAGUGCCUAUUCUAACAGCGGUCAUGACGCCAGUCAGGACUGCCCAUUAGAGGAGAUGCCCUUGAGUGUGGCCUCUGAGUUCCCGCCCACCUCACCUACCACCCACACUCCAAAAAGAGAAAUCUACCUGUGAGGAAUAUCGUCAUUCAAUUGGUGCACAAAUGAAGAUAAAGAUACACCCACUCCAGAAGGAGGAACAGGCUGUCCACAUGCUAAAGCCAAUGGCCAUUUUGUAGGUAACAACAGGCUGUGACUCAUUCAAUCACUGGCAUGAACACUUGUUUUUAGUCAUUUCCUUCUUAAAUUAUUAAUUUAUUAGCAUAUUUAUUAAUAAUUCUACAAAGUCAAUUAAUGCACUUGCUCAUUUAUUUAUAGUAAGUCUUGAUGGGUACAAUUCAAACGGAUCAAAAGGAAAUGCAGUUGGUAAUUGCUACUUUAGCAGUAACUAAUUAUCGUUGUAGUUAGCCAAGUCCCAUUUUGUGAAGUGAUCUCUUGAAUUUGAAAGUUGUGAUCAGUGCUCUUGUGCCAUGAUUAAAUAUAUAAUUUACUAGUCAGCCAGUCAGGCCCCAUCAGAAGGCAUAAUGAUCCAAUUGAAAAAUGGUCUCUCUUAAUGUACAGUGCUGUAAAUACAUUUGAAUGGUGUGUUCUACAUAUAUUUUUGUCUGGCAUAAGCUGAAAAAAGAGAAAAAUUUGUCUCAGAAUUGUUAGCAUAUUUAAGCUUUUCUUUGCUGCUGCUGUUUAGACUUGAUUGAAACCAUCUCCAGACGUGGAGCUUGAUAUUGUGGUAGGCAUUUAUCCGCUCCAUACAAUCACAAACACACACAAACAAACACACACAUACCUUCGACCCAUAAUCAUAGCAGAAUGGCCUUUACCUCUGCUCCCUGUAGAGAUCUGCUACUGGUGGAGAAAAGCUGUGUGGCAACAUUUAAACUGACAUUAUGUUCCACCGACUCUCAGCACUGUGACCUAUCGUUCAUCAUGAAAACGGUUGACUUGGCCACAGUACCCCGGAGUCACAACGACCAAACGCAGAGUCCUGAUUGGCUUUUCAUAUAAAACCUUGUGACUCACUCGUGCUGAUGAAACCAUACCAGUGUAUCAGUCUGAAAACGCUCUUCUCUAUCAUGACAAUCAGACAGGCUCACAAUCCUUUUUUUCCCCUCAAGCUCAGAGUCCCUUCCUUCUUAUGAUCCAAUAGGAACUCUCAUAGAUCUAAUGAACGCAUCAGAACCAAUCACAUGAAAGGGCACUUGAACGUGUAGAGCCAAUGUAAAGACUUAGUACUAAUAUGAGCUUAUAUGAUAAUGUUUUUAACUACCUGAAAGAUCUACAUUAAGAGGAAUGUCUCUGUUUUUCCAGUUCUCACUCGAGAAAUACAUCUGCAGAGGUGAAAACAGGGCGCUGUCGGUAAAACGAGUGAAUAAACAGUUUGAUGGUCAAGUCUAGUAUGAAGAAACAUUUGAUGAAAUCCUUUCAAAACUCUUUUGAAUGACUGUUUGUUGAUCAAUCAUACACACAGGUUCAGAUAGAAGGAGACAGGCUCCAUUUACUGCAACUCCAGUUCAUUAUGAUUUUCCUUGUAUUGAGGACAACAUGCUUAAUAAAUUAUCAGGCAUUUUCCCUCUUCUGGCUAUUGAGCAGAGGUAGAAAAAUAGGGCAUGCCCGUGGGCUUCAUUUAUCUUUACAAAGAUUUCUCCAAGUGAAUCUGAAGGAUAUGUCUGAAGGACACUCCAUAUUAGUCAGUAAUUGGAUGUUAAUGAUGACAACAGUAGCCUGCCUUACAACAUGUUAGCGCUAGCCGCUGUCUUUGAUUUCAACAUUGAUUUGAUUAGAUUUGUAGAUACCUUUCACCUCUGCAGAGUAUUACCAGCGUGAGAUUGUGUCUCUGAGUAAGGGUGGAAGAGCCCAGAAUGGACAUUUCCUAAUUAGGGUGAGUAAUGAGUCCUGAGUGAGGGCAUGUGUGAGCACACCCCCAGGACAAGGCACCCACCAGAUAAUGCAAAUCUACCCUGCAGAGCUACAAUCAGCUAAAAGGGGUAUUUUUAUCAGCACUUACCUCAUCAUGCUGCCAUUGGAAAGUGCGUUUAGAAUAAUUAAACUGAAAACAUAUGGAAAUUACUGGACACGGCCGUGAUUAAAUAAGGUGGGCGAUUAUCCUGCCUUGAGGGGGAGAAAGCACAUUAUGGCGUUUUCAAAGCCAUUUAGCGAGUGGAAUAAAAAUUCAGACAACAGCCAUGAUACACUGUGAUUAAACCCCCACGGCUCCCCAUCCAACAAGCAGCCCUCGCUGAGCUGUGGAUAGCCGCUUCACCAACUCAAAGCAGCGGGUAAAAUCACUGACCUGGAAUUAAUGACAAGUGAGAAAGAUAGCAAUGACUGAUAAAACCCAGUGUCACAAAGCCUCAAUCAACACUUUAUCUAUUGGAAAUGCUUUUGACUGGAUUCACAUUCACAACUGUUUUGCAUCAAGAGUUAUCUCUGACUUGAUUCCAGCCUAAAUGCCCUCAUUGUUUGAGUUAAUCUGGAAUGUAUCUUAAGAUUUGUCACCAAUACAUGAAUCAAACUGAACUGAACAACAGAAGUCUUUUCAAACGCAAGCCUGGGCCUAUUUUUCCCCCCACCUCUCUUAAUGAGUUGGACUCCAGCCGAUAAUGACCUCCUGCUACUCACCCCUGGAACAAUAUAUCACCAGGUUUGACCUUUCUUUUGAACUCAUGCUGAAUGAACUGUGUUAACUCCUCUCUCUCUCGAACACAGAGCUGUUCUCCUUGAUCAAAGUCUGAGGACAUCAUGAAGCACCUAAACACACUCAAAAGUAUGUUGAAUAAUGUUUAAUUUGUACUUAACAUUGAUUUAAUGUUGAAUUCACUUGAGUAUCUUUUGCCUCUCUGUAGUGUGUAUUGUAUGGUGAUCAUUUCUGUGGACAGAUGGACAAAUAACUGUACUGAAAUUGGCAAGAGGAUUUUUUUUUUUUUUACUUACAGACUGAAGACUCUUAGCAAACUGGUUGUGUGAAAAAAUAAAGAAAUCUUUUGGUGGUGUAGUUGUACAUAGAUCUCCACAACCCUGUCAAAGCAGGCGAUGAUUUUAGCAUGAAUUCCAAAGAUAAUUGGUAGAAACUGUUUACUCCUUUCCUUUUUCUUUUCUCCUUUCUGAAAUGUCAGUGCUGGUUCAUAUUCAAAAAGGCCCUUCACCCAAACAAAUGGAAAUUAAACUGAACAUUUUCAUCUUUUUCACAGUUCAUCUAGAAACAAAGACAAUUGCCUUGAAAAUACGUCUUUGCAAGAGAGAAUCUAGUUGUUAUCCUAAUUGUUGGUAUAUUUAUAUAGGAUAAAAUGCUUGUGAUGCCAUGUUUUUGUACAGUUUUAUGUACAUACAAGUGAAGCUUUCUAAAAGUUCUGAGAAAAGCCGAUGGCAUAUAAAAAUUGUAACAUGUUUUUUUCUUGAGAUGUGCACAUCUUGCCUUGGUUGGAUUGACCUUUGCUGAGUCAGUGUGAAUGUGGCCGUUCUAUGCCUGCACUGUAGUCAUUCACCGGCUCCCACCUCCUGAGGACUUAAUCAGUUUUUAUGUUUAUCGUGAACAGUGGAUUGUCUUAUCUUACCAGUUUGUUAAACUCCUGUGUUUCGGCUUUGUUCUGUUUUUCGCAUGUUGACAAAUUCUCUUGUAAUACUGUAAGUCCUCAUGAACUUUGUAAUAAAAUCACUUCAGGGAAAAAAACA